AUGACUCUCAGUUCUGGGAGAAAGGUCAACAGUGCCUCAGCAGUAGAAGCUCAAAAGAAAAUAGCAAAUGUGCAAGAACUAGGUCCCCCGAAAGAAAGCAAAAAAUCUCCCUCGUAUGGCGCAUAUCAAAAUGAUCAAGAGAAACAAACUAGGCUGAGAAGAAAUACGAUGCAGUUUCCGGUCCCUCCCCUGUCUACUUCUCCAGAACCAGCGGUCAUAAGACUCAAGAGCGUCGAUCGAUUUUACUCAGGGAAUCUACAAGCAAGUGAGCCGCAGGUCAUUCACUCUAGCUACCCUGAAGAGAGAUCCACUUCUCUGGAACCCGAAUCAAUUGGAAUCCGUAGAAUGGAGCACAUAGAGGGCUCUAAUCUUAUUGUUUUGUCCAGUGCAUCUUCAACCAACUUGCUAUCGCAGUUUGAUCCCUAUGAACAAAUUGUCAGAGAAGGAGAUUCGGGGAUGUCAGCUAGCGUUUCUGGUCCCCUUGACUCGGAUGACCUGAAAGGCGAGCAAGCUUCCAAGCUUUCAGUACCGAAAGUGAGAAGUCCGGAUAAUGACAGCCCCGGUGACCGGCGAAGCGACUGGUCUGAAGGACAAAAUCUUAUUCAAAAAUUUGGAUAUCUAUCGCCAAACGAGAUAGAGGCAUCAGUCAAGAGCCAAAAUGAAAAAGAAUCAGUGACCGAUGUCGAAACUGAAACAUUGCGCUCCUACAAUAGAUACAUGACAAUCAAGGAACAUAGGCUUUUUGAAGGUGAGGAUAGAGAGAAUGCCAUAAACUCUGCUGCUUCUAUUACAGGGAUGUCCAGUAAAAAAGGAUCUCUGUCUCAACCAUGGGCCUUUGGAGAUGUCGAUGCACUUGAAAGAGCCAGUGUCAAAAGCUCGAAGUCCGAAUUCUCCUUCAGCAGAGCAAGUGUGCGGAAGUACACUGGAGGAUCGACAAGGAAAACCAUGGUUGAUUCUGAAGACCGCAAGAAAUCAGUGGAGUUCAAAGAUACAGAACAGGAAGAGUUGGCUAGUUCCGAGGCGGUAUAUCAGUACCGUCUCACGAUGUCUCCCUGGAUUGGAAUUUUCUUGGCCUUCGUUUUUAUCCUUUUACUUAUAUAUGCAACUUUGGUGUCCAUCAAAGCGUGGUCUCCUUCCAAAGUGGGACGAGAGCAAGUGGCUCAAUAUUUUCAGACGUUGGAUGAACAGGAGAGAUAUCCGGAAGUCACUAGCAUUUUCGAUGAUUUCAAUCUCGGCAAAGGCAAGCUCUCAGAGAGCUUUUUCUUUCGUAACAACAAUACCCUUCAAAAUAACGACACUCAGAUUGAUCACUCGAUGGUUAAUUCAUUCAAAGGCAUCAGCAGCAAAUACAAGGGCGAUUAUGAGAUAAGGGCCCUGAUGGAGGAUGACAGAUUGAAGCAAUCCUUUUAUGGUCUAUCUUACGCCCCAAGAGGGGUAAUCGAGCCGAUGUGUCAAGUAACAGAAAGAGAUGUUUUAUUGGAUGUCGCGCUAUUGUCAAGAGUCACGACUAGAGUCAGAACCUAUGGAACGCAAUGCCGUCAGGCCGAACUUAUCCUGAAAGCUUUUCAGGAGCUUGAUUUGAACAUGACAAUUGCUCUUGGAGUGUGGAUUGGAGAAGACGACCAUUCGAACUGGAAACAGAUGAAUGAAAUGAAGUGGUUGCUUAGCAAUUUCCCGAAACGCUACUUUAACUCAAUUAUCAUUGGAAAUGAAGUACUCUUCAGAGAAGACAAAACCGUGAGAGAGCUAAUAUCGUACGUGGAAGAAGCAAGAACUUAUACAAAGUCCAUUGGAUGCGGUGACAUUCCAAUUGGGACCUCUGAGUUGGGAUCCCAAGUCAAACGUGAAAUGGUUGAAACGUGCGACUUCAUCGGUGCUAACAUUCAUCCUUUCUUUGGAGGCGAAGCAGUAAAAGCAGGAGUACAAUGGACAACAGAUUUCCUUGAGCAACAGGUGUUGCCAUUUGUCCAUAAUAUACGGCCAGAAGUUCAGGUCGUCGUUACGGAAGUUGGCUGGCCGAGUGGUGGCGGGCAGUACAUGGCUUCAGUUGCUGGGAAAAAGGAAAUGCAGCAAUUCCUUGAAUCAUGGGCAUGUUCACCCAUGACACAAAAGUUCGCAUGGUACUAUUUCGAAGCCUUUGAUGAGCCGUGGAAGAAAGUGUGGCAUGAAGAAGGUAGUAAAUGGGAAACCCAAUGGGGAUUCUUCACCCAUGACCGGAAGCUGAAAGAAGCAAUUAAGCUUCCUGAAUGCGUAGAUACCGUCAACUUUUCCAAUGGUCUUGGGAAGAAUGUUAGCAGAGUCCAAUGA
Messenger RNA from Ogataea haglerorum, 2307 nucleotides. RefSeq lists its product as uncharacterized. Gene Ontology annotation, molecular function: glucan endo-1,3-beta-D-glucosidase activity; 1,3-beta-glucanosyltransferase activity. The record is from RefSeq and is a predicted model, not a curated record. NCBI's taxonomy places the organism in Eukaryota, Fungi, Ascomycota, Pichiomycetes, Pichiales, Pichiaceae. Gene Ontology annotation, cellular component: fungal-type cell wall; extracellular region; cell surface. The transcript has a single exon. Gene Ontology annotation, biological process: carbohydrate metabolic process; cell wall organization. The coding region runs from base 1 to 2307 and encodes 768 amino acids.